Megachile rotundata (alfalfa leafcutting bee) is the source of this 1045-nucleotide messenger RNA. RefSeq names its product signal sequence receptor beta (gene SsRbeta). NCBI's taxonomy places the organism in Eukaryota, Metazoa, Arthropoda, Insecta, Hymenoptera, Megachilidae. The record is from RefSeq and is a predicted model, not a curated record. Gene Ontology annotation, cellular component: endoplasmic reticulum; membrane.
AAACUCGGAUUCUUAAAUUUUCAAAACCCCAACAUCUCUUACUUCCAUAUUUCAGUAUUAUCGAUAUAAUUGAUGUUAAUAGGUAACAUAAUAAGUUAAUUGAGUGGCCCUUCACCCUAUGUUAUUAUAUUUAUUACCUUGUAUUAAUUAUAAGAACAAUUUGGUUUUACCGCCGUUUUAUUAAACAGCCGCUACCGGAAGUUAAUAGCGUGUACGAAUAUAUUUUCCUUCAACGAAACGUGGCAUCAAAGUAUGUGUUGUUGGCACUUCUCUCAAAUGUAUCCUCCAGUUCAUGCGGUAGUGAUUGUUUCGUUUUCGUAAGUGACACAAGUCCUGUCGCAUAAAAAGCAUGAAGUGGUACCUAAUAUUUGCAGCUUUUGCUGCUUUAUUGUUCACCACAUAUGCAGAAGAAGAAGAAGAGGCUGCAAGAUUAUUAAUAUCUAAACAACUUCUUAACAAAUAUCUUGUAGAAAAUAUGGACAUUGUAAUCAAGUAUACAGUUUAUAACGUUGGCAAUGCAGCUGCAUUGGAAGUUGAAAUCACAGAUAAUUCGUUUCAUCCUGAUCACUUCACUCAUGUGAGUGGAGAGAUAAAUGCAAGGAUAGAUCGUGUUCCACCUUACACAAAUGUUAGUCACACAGUUGUUGUGAGGCCACGCAAAUUUGGUUAUUUCAAUUUCACAUCUGCAGAAGUUUUAUAUAGACGUAAGGAAGAUGCCCCUAGAUUACAAUUUGCAGCAAGUAGUGAACCUGGUGAAGCAAUUAUUGUAUCAUUUAGAGAUUAUGAUAAGCAAUUUUCUUCACAUGUAGUUGAUUGGGCAGCAUUUGCUGUGAUGACAUUACCUUCAUUAGCUAUUCCGUUUGCAUUAUGGUAUUCUAGUAAAAGUAAAUAUGAAAAGUUACUUAAAACUACAAAGAAACAUUAAUUGUGUACAUUCACUCUAAGUCACGUGAAAGAAUUUUUCUGCUCAUAAUUAUAAGAUACUUGACUGUUCCAUUCUUGUAUACAUCUAAUUUUAUAAUAAACGUUAUUUAUAAAUAACUUA